AUGAUAUGAACACCAAAAGCCUAUUUUACUUGUGCUUUCUCCCCAAAGUGGUAUAACAAAAGGCCAUUUGCAAUCAUUCUCUCUUGUUCAAACAUUUCCCAAAAUACCCAGUCCUUCAGCUCUGAUAUCAUCAACAUCCCAAGGCCUCCAGCCUCAUCGUCGCCCCGUUGCAGACGCCAUCAACCUCUCUUCGUUCCUACCCAAGCCGGUGCAGCCGAUGGCGUUGUUGAUAAAAUAACUUCUGAAGUAAACCAGUCGAAGCCCAGCUUCAACAAAACGAUGGCGGUUGUAAAUCGUCCACCAAUUCCCCGGACGUUUAGAACCGGGGCGGAUGCCAAUAUAAAGACGAACGAACCGUUGCAGACCUCCUCUCUAGACCAGGCCCUCACCACGGCACAAGAGGGAAAGCAAGCAAACAGGACCAGUUGCCAGGACAGGGAAGGCGCUCAGAUGCAGCAUUCUGGUGUUCCGCAGGUCAGCCUUACUCCUUCCGCUCUCCAAUCGACAUCGGAUAAACCCGGCAGACCUAUCAGAUCAAUUAGCUCCAUCCAUAGCAUCAGAAAAGCCCGGGGCGUCACAUACUUGAGUGAAAAGAGGGAUCAACAGACGCUGUCGAUGAGCAAUCAGGCGGGCCUUCCGAUUGAAGGCAAAUCGUCAGAGGGCCAACGUCUUCCACCUGUUCCUCCCUACUUGCCCUCUACUUCUAUAGCCGACGUCUCAACUAUUCCAGCCUCAACAUCGCGACUACCAGUUACAGCGAAUUCCCACCAAACGCCACCUCCUUCAGUCUUAUCUCCACCUUGGGCCUCUUGGCAAAAACCAGACGACCUCAGUGCUUAUGCCAAAUCGGAGUCCUCGAUGUAUACGCCCUCCGUGCCUGAAAGGCUCGAUUACCCCACAACGUUACCAGCAGCUCCAUCAAUGCCAAAUUUAAAAUACCUGGACGUAGCGCAGCGA
Messenger RNA from Protopolystoma xenopodis, 957 nucleotides. Lineage: Eukaryota; Metazoa; Platyhelminthes; Monogenea; Polystomatidea; Polystomatidae. The record is from the annotation of a GenBank genome assembly.